Molecule: messenger RNA, 870 nt
Organism: Theileria equi strain WA
Lineage: Eukaryota; Apicomplexa; Aconoidasida; Piroplasmida; Theileriidae
Exons: 3
Coding region: 1-870 (289 amino acids)
Molecular function (GO): GTPase activator activity
Source: RefSeq, a predicted model, not a curated record
AUGUGUUCCAUGAUUACUGAUAUACUUGACUACAUUAUCGCCCUUAUAACAGGAUACUCGCGUGGUCAGAGGGUCUUACUGGACCGCAGUCUAGUGGAUCUCCUAGGUUCGCUAUGGUGGACCCUCGGCCCUGUUAGCUACAAAAUUCAUGAUCCGAAGGUAAUUGCAAAUUUCGAGCAGCUAUGUCUCGACACAUUGGACAGGGAGGUGUUUGCAAAUCUGCAUAAUAAUCCCAAACUGCUCGAUAGUGUCACGAAGAUGGUCAUGGAGAGGCUAAAUAUCGAUGAAAAGUAUCUACAUCUCGUGGAAGAUGCAGUCCUGCAAAUAAGUAAGCACCUCUACCAUUUGGCUGUCUUUGACAAGACCAUCUCCGUACAAGUAGAUGAAGAAACAGAGGCCCAUAGAAAAUUGCUAGAUGAGCUGUGGACGUCCCUGGAGACCAGACCCUUGCCGGAAUCUUACAGUGUAUCCCACUCCGUGGAUGCUACUGACAAAACAACCAGCAGUUGGGGAGUGCUUGGGUUUCAGAUGCCUCUUACCGACUUUAGGAGGACUGGUUUGCUCGGCUUACAGUGCCUAAACUACAUGGCAACCAAUUUCCCCGAAAAAUCCAAAGAAGCCCUGGAAGCCUCCAACGAUGCCAAACUCUGGUUCCCUUUUGCAGUCACAAGUAUAAACGUAACUUCUUGGGUUUUAGAUUACUGGAACACGUCAAAACUUGGCGCAUUCAGUUACAAUAACGAUCGUCCUCCGCUGGAAACAUUUUACAUUAUCCACUCAUUCGUUUUCUUCGAGUUUAUAAACUUUUGGAGACUUUCCGAUGCAAAGUCCAUUCUUGAGUUCAAAGAGGUAUCUUUAAAACUACUUUAA